GUAGUACCGAAGUAACCAGGUUGAGUCCUGUGUGGCUAUAAAGGUUAGGAAAUUUUUGUUGUGAUUUACUUAAAUUAAUUAUGACUGAUUUUGGAGAUUCCCUUUCUUCUGGAGGCCUUGAAGGCAAAGGCGACAAAGAAUUACAGGAGUUCUUAAUGCUGGAAAAGCAGAAAGCUCAGUUUAACGCCCAGAUACACGAAUUCAACGACUUUUGUUGGGACAAAUGCGUUGAUAAACCGUCCAAUAAGUUGGAUAGUAGGACAGAAACCUGCCUUACGAAUUGCGUAGACAGAUUUAUUGAUGUUUCGCUUUUGAUAACGAAUCGAUUUGCACAAUUGUUACAGAAGAGUGGAGGCAUGUAGAUGAAUGUUUUAGAACUGAUUUUAGACAUUAGCGAAUACUAUUAUCAUUUACAAUUGUUAUGUGUGCUGGUGUUUGUAGAUUACUUCCAGUGACAUUUUGUAUAAAAUAAAUGUACAUACCCCUAU
This is a messenger RNA of Anoplophora glabripennis (Asian longhorned beetle), 488 nucleotides long. It is a transcript of the gene Tim8, whose product is annotated as mitochondrial import inner membrane translocase subunit Tim8. Bases 81 to 362 code for a protein of 93 amino acids. The record is from RefSeq and is a predicted model, not a curated record. The transcript has 2 exons. Lineage: Eukaryota; Metazoa; Arthropoda; Insecta; Coleoptera; Cerambycidae.